Lodderomyces oxycetoniae is the source of this 930-nucleotide messenger RNA. It is a transcript of the gene KSR1, whose product is annotated as 3-dehydrosphinganine reductase. The record is from RefSeq and is a predicted model, not a curated record. Lineage: Eukaryota; Fungi; Ascomycota; Pichiomycetes; Serinales; Debaryomycetaceae. The transcript has a single exon. Gene Ontology annotation, biological process: sphingolipid biosynthetic process. Bases 1 to 930 code for a protein of 309 amino acids. Gene Ontology annotation, cellular component: endoplasmic reticulum membrane. Gene Ontology annotation, molecular function: 3-dehydrosphinganine reductase activity.
AUGUGGUUUUCAAAGUCUCAUUUCAACGUAGAUGGUAAAACUGCAUUGAUAGUUGGUGCCUCUCAGGGUCUUGGUGUUGACUUGGCUAGGAAACUAUACCUUCAAAAUUGUUCAAUUGUACUUGUUGCCCGAACGACUGAAAAACUUCAAUUUCAUGGAAAGUCAAUUUUGGCUCUUGAAACAGGACCAUCGCAUACUGCAAAAGUCACGUAUUUCACAUGUGACGCGUCAAAGUAUGAAGACUGUCAAAGAUUAUGGAAGGAUACGUACUCGCUGGGGUUUGAGCCUAAUGUGAUUAUUUGUUGUGCAGGAUCAAGUAUGCCCAAACUAUUCAAUGAUCUAACUGCUAAUGAUAUAUCCUUGGGUAUAGAUGUUAAUUACAAAACCGCAGUGAAUAUAGUACACUCGGGAUUCAAGUAUAUGCUUACAAGUCAACCCAGUACCACUCUUUCUAAGGAUUGGCCACAGAGACAUAUUGUUUUAUUUGGCUCUGUUGUUGGGUUCUUCCCAUUCAUUGGGUAUGGUCAAUAUGCUCCAAUGAAGGCUGCAAUUGAUUCAUUAUCAAUCAUACUCAGGCAGGAACUAAAACCAUACAAUUUCAGAGUAUCGUGUGUUUACCCUGGGAAUUUCCAAAGUGAAGGAUUUGAAGAGGAGCAAAGAACUAAACCACAGAUUACUAAAACUAUUGAAGGGCCAAGUAAGCCAAUCUCAGGAGAAGAAUGUGCUGGUAUUAUCAUCGAUAAACUACUGAAGGGAUACGACACUAUAACUACUGAUUUCAUUGGAUGGUUGUUGAGCUGUAGUGUAUUGGGAGUACGCCCGCACCAAUGGUGGAUUUUCCAAGUUAUUGUCAGCUUCAUAUUUCUGAUUAUUGAGCCAAUUGUGAUGUGGACCAUUGGUAGAGAUAUUGCAAACUCAUUCAAAAAGUAA